GCAUCUUUGCUUACCUGAACUACCAUGUUCCCCGGACAAGACGGGAGAUCCUGGAGACCCUUAUCAAAGGGCUCCAGCGGCUGGAGUACAGAGGCUAUGAUUCUGCAGGUGUGGGGAUCGAUGGCGGAAACGACAAAGACUGGGAAGCUAAUGCCUGCAAAAUCCAGCUUAUCAAGCAGAAGGGGAAAGUGAAGGCUCUGGACGAAGAGGUUCACAAGCAACAGGACAUGGACCUCGACAUCGAGUUUGAUGUACACCUUGGAAUCGCCCAUACCCGCUGGGCUACCCAUGGCGAGCCCAGUCCUAUCAACAGCCACCCGCAGCGCUCGGAUAAAAACAACGAGUUCAUCGUCAUCCACAACGGCAUCAUCACCAACUACAAAGACCUGCGGAAAUUCCUG
Molecule: messenger RNA, 401 nt
Organism: Phaethon lepturus (White-tailed tropicbird)
Lineage: Eukaryota; Metazoa; Chordata; Aves; Phaethontiformes; Phaethontidae
Product: glutamine--fructose-6-phosphate aminotransferase [isomerizing] 1-like
Exons: 4
Biological process (GO): UDP-N-acetylglucosamine metabolic process; protein N-linked glycosylation; fructose 6-phosphate metabolic process
Molecular function (GO): L-glutamine:D-fructose-6-phosphate transaminase (isomerizing) activity
Source: RefSeq, a predicted model, not a curated record